UGUCCUAUUGCAGGCCUUGAAAUUUCCACUCGCCUGCUUGCCAAUGGUGAGUGGAAAUUAUGGUGGGGGCAAGUGUGUCCCCCAGGGCCGUCUUGCUGAGCAGGCUCGGAGCUCAGGCCGGAUCUGUCAUUGGCACUGGGAGCCGUCAGACUGCUCAAUAGCUGAGCGCAGUGAAAGCAAAGCAAGGAGUGUGUGCUGUGCUCUCUGCCUCCCCCUAGAGUGCAGUACCCGGCUCUGUGAGUGAACAACGAAGUACUGCAACUUUUUAUAGGGCUGUGUGUGUGUCGUGCGUGUGUGUGUGUGUAUGCAUGUACAUGUGUCUGUGUGUAUGUGCAUGUGUCUGCGUGUGUGUACAUGUGUCUGUGUGUGUGUGCAUGUACAUGUGUGUUUGUGUGUAUGUACGUACAUGUGUGUGUAUGUACAU
Messenger RNA from Staurois parvus, 424 nucleotides. NCBI's taxonomy places the organism in Eukaryota, Metazoa, Chordata, Amphibia, Anura, Ranidae. The record is from the annotation of a GenBank genome assembly.